Molecule: messenger RNA, 4209 nt
Organism: Hemiscyllium ocellatum (epaulette shark)
Lineage: Eukaryota; Metazoa; Chordata; Chondrichthyes; Orectolobiformes; Hemiscylliidae
Product: lactosylceramide alpha-2,3-sialyltransferase-like
Exons: 8
Coding region: 455-1681 (408 amino acids)
Molecular function (GO): lactosylceramide alpha-2,3-sialyltransferase activity
Source: RefSeq, a predicted model, not a curated record
CGACGACGGUUAUAUUCUCAGUUCCCUCACUUUCUUCAUAACCGUCCUUCCAUGGUGUUGAGUUUGACUUUACUUUGGGUGGGAACAUGGGAUUGUCAGUUGCAUUUUCGAUCGGUGUGUGUUUUUAAAUGGAUGAAUUAUUGCGAGUGGAAUGGGGGAGGAACAUACUGUUUUUUUUCCAAACAAAUCACGAGUGAAGCAUUUUCCUUUUGACACAACCUUCUCCGCUUUUGUAAAUCACCUGCUCCCUCGUUCCAUUUCUCUCAGCCCCUGCAAUAAAAAAAAUGAUGAGGAGAACGAAAGAAAAAGGGUAAUGACUGGCGUGUUACUUGGAUGUAAUAAUAAAUAGGAAACGGGAUGGAGCCGAAAGCUAUUUUUUUUUUUUUUGAAAUAUUACUGGACCACUGAGAAACUGCAGUAUAAUUUCCUGUAAUAACUGCCAGUGACUGGAAAAAUGAGGAAAGCUAAACUUUUCAAAGGAACUCUAAUGACUGGAUGCCAUACUGGGAGACCAGAGCUGUUGUUUGAGGUGGAUUGCAAGUUACACCAGAGGCUACCAGGCUCCUCAAGGUUCACGAUUGUGAUUGUGUUGUCUUACAUUGUUCUUGGAAUUCUCAGCACGUUUCUGUUUCCACAUUCUUUGAAUGAUGAUAUAUGGAGCUUAUACAUUGUGAAUGUUGAAAAAAUAGAGAAUGCCCAGAGAUAUGCUGCAAAGGUGUUAGGGCAAAAAUGUCGUAAGUCUUAUGUCCAGCAAGAGAUGAAUAUUUUGUUUCCUCAAAAAUAUGACAUCAACAUGCGUCCUUUCCUGGACAGGAAUUCCAUUUUACGAGAAUCUGUAUUCAAGUAUACUACUCCAUUUGGUUUUAACACUCACCAAAAUCGUCUUCACCAGAUCAUGGAUGUCAUGCCCACAAUAUCUCUCCCAGAAGAACUAGAAAGUGAAAGCUGCAAGCGCUGUAUUGUCUUGGGAAAUGGUGGAAUAUUGCGAGGAUUAGGUCUUGGACCAUAUUUGAAUAGAUUUGAUGUUGUUAUCAGGUUGAACAAUGCACCAAUCCAAGGAUUCACUGACGAUGUCGGUAACAAAACCACUAUAAGAAUGAGCUACCCAGAGGGAGCACCAAAAUCUCAGUUUGAGUACGAUCCUUAUAUGCUGUUUGUUGCUGUAAUGUACAAGGGAGUAGAUUUCAGCUGGCUGAAGGCCAUGAUUAAAAAGGAAAGAGUGUCAUUUUGGGAAAGAAUUUGGUUUUGGCAGAAAGUUACGGAGGAAUUACCAAUUAAACCAACACAAUUUCGAAUUCUGAAUCCUGAAAUUAUCCGCGAAACAGCUCUGGAUCUACUGCAGUUACCUGAACCUCGAUCAAAACUCUGGGGUUGGCACCAGAAUAUUCCUACAUUGGGAGUCAGCGCUGUUGUUCUGGCUACACAUUUAUGUGAUGAAGUCAGCUUGGCAGGAUUUGGAUACAACCUUAGCCAACCACAAAUACCAUUGCAUUACUAUGAAAAUGUCCAGAUGCAAGCUAUGAAGGCCCAAACUAUGCACAAUGUGGAAACUGAGAGAAAUUUCCUUGAAGACUUGGUUAAAGCUGGUAUUGUGACAGACCUUAGUGGAGGAAUUCACUGCAAAUUCUGUAAUAAGUUGGCAAGCACAGCUUCUGAAAGUUUGCAAUUCUUUUCAAAAUGAACAAGUGGUCUUCAGAGUAAAUAUCAUUUGAAGCAAGGCCUUUUUGGCAAAUCCAUUGGUUAAUGUUGCAGUGCUAAAUGAUCCUACCGAAGUCUUUUGCAGGAAUUAUUUUUCUCAAUUGUACAUCAAACAUGCAGCAAGUGUAAAUUUGAAAAGAAGGUAUGUGAUCCACUGAAUUAAUAUGGUAAUUGAGCUAAACUGGAAUCAUGAAUGUCACUGAAGCUUUUGAUGGAAUGUAUAAUAUUCUAAGCUUGGAGUAUUUGUUAAAUUGAAAUUUUCAUUUGCUUACUGCACAUGAUACUCUCAUGUAUCAAUUUUUAAAAAAUAUAUUCCUUGGAUGUCACUGGAUGGUAAACUCUAUUCAGUAUUAAGGUGAUGUUAAUUUGAAUAUUUCAAUAAUGAAGUUGGUAAUUUGCAAAACAGAUAUUUUGAACAUAAUCCUAAUGAUCAUUCUAGAAAAAGGCAUCUCUGCCUUGGAAAGUACAAACCAAUUUACAUUUUGUCAUACUGCAUACUUGAUAUAUAUUAGAGGAUUGAAACAGUAAUUCUAAAUGAUGUAGAAGAGAAAUCUUCAGAAUUCACUGUUUGGUAGCCAUUCCCUUCAUUUGCUUUUUUGUGCAGUACUGUUUUCCUUUUUACCACUCCAACUGUAAUGUUUGUUCAUUCAGGAUUUUCUGGAAAUAAUGCACUCAUGUCAUGUGUUGUACUCUCGCAGUUGGUUAUUUCUGCCAUUUGCAAAAAUCACCACCUGCGAUAUUCUCUGGGAAAGCAUUUCCUCUGGAUUUGGAGUCUUGCUUGUUGAUAGGACUAUAGUAAUUUAUGAUUCAGAUUUUCUUACAAAAAAUGCUAUGGUGAUGAUAAUGCACUUCCAUAAUAGUGUAAAAGAACUUGUGGUAAACUAAUAGCUCAUUUUAUAUCUUGUUUGAUUUUUCUUUUAAAGAGCGUCAGGUGUGUAACAGAUUACAGAUUCACUGACCACCAUUUCACACCUCUAAAAACUCAUUCCAAGUUUUUAUUACUGAGAAAAUUUGAGAGUUUACUGAAGACAUUUUGGUGAUUGGUGAUCAGUGUGUAGAAUAUAAGGUGACGUAAAAUUCUGCCUCUGCAGAACUGUCAGUUAAUAAUGUAGUUAGUUGCAGACAUGUUUUCUAACUUUUUGCUUCUAUUUAUUACUGUAAAAUAAAACCAUACUUGUCUACAUAUUCCUAUUUUUAUAUGUACAGAUAGUCACUUGACCAGCUUAACAGAUGUCAAACUUGUGGAGUCUUACUGAUUACAGCAUAUUCUUUUAAAAUUUUGUACUGGAAAUAUUAAUUGUUAAUUUCUUCAGGUGGAAAUAUGUGAUUACAUUUUAAAUAUUUCAGCUUAGAGAAACAAUUUUGGAUAACCUGGUUUAUUAACUGUUGCCAUGGCAAAUAUCUUUUCUCUUUAUUUGUAGGAUUUUUAAAAAAUGCCUCAGCUGCAAUUAAAUUCUGGUCUGUUUGAGAGAACUUGCUUAAAUAUGAGUAUGGUAAGGCUUAAAAUGUUAUUGCUUUGCUCAAUAAAGCAUUUUUUUUUCUUCCCCUUGAAAUUAGCCAAAAAAGAUGUUGCAUUCACCUUUUUGCUAAUAUAGAUAAAUGAAAGAUAAUGUAUUGAAAGUAACUUUUAGAAUUACUGUUGUUAUUGAAAUUUACAGAUAUUUACCAUGGCAGCAAUGUUAUCACUGGAAUUAAUAACAUAUAGAAAGCUGACCAAUGAUCUGAAAUAUUUCGUAAAGUGACAAUUAACUGACAUUUGGCCUAAAAUUUGUAUGGAAACAAGGAAAAGUGUAUUUGAAGAGAAAUCAUUGUAAAAUCUGAAAAGGUUUCAUCUUUACAACAGUACAAUUACGACCAAAGGUGGAGAAUUUUGUUCCAGCAUUGCACUAUGUUUUAUUCUGUUUAAAUUAAUUAUUGUACAUUGUUCAUUCCUUUUACUUUUGUAAUGACAUGCAAAAUGUUAUUUCAAGGUUGUCUAUUCAGCCUGUUGUGUUUAUAGGCAAUCUUUUUCUAUGAAGAUUUCAUCAACAAGCAAACAACCUGAGCCACCAGAAGAAUUAGAUAAAAUAAUAAUGCCGUUUAGGGAGAUUUACAAAACUUACUUCGUAGUAAUUAAAGCAAAACACUGUGGAUGUUGAAAAUCUGAAACAAACAAAAGAUGCUGAUGAAACUCAGCAAGUUUGGCACCAUCUGGCAGAUAAAUAAUUAAUGUUUUGAGUCUGGUAUGAUUUUGUCAAUUCUGACACAGAAGCUACAAGAUCUGCAUUUCUCCAGAGUUCCCGAAUGUGUUUGAACCAUCCAGUGUUUGUUUUUAUUAUAUAUUUAAUACAUUUGCCAAGUGGGUGCUACUGACACAGCUUCAGUCGCGAAGGGAUCCUAUCGUGAUGUAAAAUUACAUAAGGAUUUCCUGUCUGGUUCCUAUUGUGCCAUGCUAAUUUGUAAAAUCUACCUCCUUGUGUAACUUUGGCAGAGAAGGCCUACUGAUUGGGAUUAAUAAAAUAUUAUUACAAA